UUGUUGAGGAGCCGGCGUCGUGAAGGGCCCGAACGUGGGCGUGAGAUUUCUCAGGGCUCUGUUGCACGAUUAGCCCCGCGAAUCCGAGUGGAUGCGAUCGUAGUGCAUUGAGCUCUCGUGACCCGAUCGAUUAUGAUUAUCUAGAAGCGCGAUUUUUCGCACCCACCGUGAAAUUUGUGUGAGGAAACAAGUUUGGGACGAGCGGGAAGCUUGUCCCGAGGAGUGAUCACCCAUUUUGCGAUUUAGUUUCGUAGCUUCGAUUCAGAAUCGCGUGAGUGUGUGUGUACCUCGGCGAGGUUUUUCGAUGAGUGGUGAGGAGUCUGUGGUAGGACUGCAUUUGCGAAUCCAUCUCUUGAGUGGGUUUGGUCGGUGAUGGUGUGUGCCGCGUGAAUUCGUGCGUCUCGCGUGAACGCUAGUGCGCUUUGAGGAAUGAGGCGAGUGAUGGGUUCGUUUGAAGCUGGGAAGUACUCUGCAGAGGGAUCCUACAUGCUUACAUUUGGGUGCAGCGUUGCGCACCUGUGAAUCUGGUCUCAUUGGAUUCGGAGGCUUUUGGUGUAGCGUGACCUCCCCGUUUGUGUCAGCUGCUCCGGCGUUUGUAAGCGAAGCGAGUGCGCAGAAAGCUUUGGUUGGAGUGGAUACGAUUUUAGGGUUUUAUUCUUUUUGGUUGGGUGUGGGCGGGAAUGAGGUUGACGCUUGAAUAGGGAUUGUAGCGAGGAGUCGGGACUGAGUGAUUGAGUUUCAGUUCGGAUCUGAGAGUUUAUGACUCUGGCGAUGGUGUGUCGGCUGUAUAUGUAUCAAAGAAGGUAGAUUGUGAAGAGGCUGUGUGAGAACUCAGCCAGCUGAGAUGAGGGAAGGGAAUGCGAGGUUUUUUGUAGAUUUAGAUUUCAGCCAGUAGGCAGGAAUCUCACUCGCUGUGUGGCAUUGAAAUCGUUCCUUCGAUCUGGCUGUGAAGUCCUCUGAAGACCAUCAGUACCAUGCGGAGGAUUUGCAAUGCUGGAGUCGAUCUGCAAAUAGGCAGCUCAUUUAUAGAAAUAACUGUUAUGUCGGAGAACUGGGCUAUUUCCUAGUAGUACGAAUUAGAGUUUGAGGGGUUACAAGCGUGCUAUGACUAUGGCGCUAAGCCGUGAUAAGAAAAAUGUAUUGGUCUUAGUCGCCGCUUUUCUGGCAGUAAUUGGCUUCUUGCAAAUUGUGGGCUACGGCAGAGUGAUCAUGAACGGGUCGCGGGCGCGGUCUGGCGGCCGGGUUUCGCACUGGCGUCACAAGGCAUUCUCUAGUUAUCCUGAGGGUCGUGCUUGUAUCAGUCACAUCUGUGUUUACUUUGACGUAACCUUCGCGGAGGAACCCGUUGGACGCAUCAUCUUCCUGCUCUACGAGAAGAAGGCACCGAGGACUGUAGAAAACUUUCGGAGUCUGGCGACGGGAGAGCGAGGGAUGAAUGCGAAGGGCAUCAAUCUUCACUACAAGAAUACUACGUUUCACCGUGUAGUUCAUGGGUUACUGGUUCAGGGCGGCGACAUUAUGAGGGGAGCGGGUAAGGAAGGCGAAGUAGAAUCCAUCUAUGGCGGUAGGUUUAAAUCCGAGAGCUGGGACGAUAAGUUUAAUCAGAGAGGUCUACUCGCAAUGGACAGUCUGGGCCCCGACAAGAAUGGGUCGGUGUUCUUUAUCACGAUGGAUGCCAUUCCUGAGCUCGACGGCCAGUACGUGGUAUUUGGAGAGGUCAUCGAGGGUAUGGAAAUCGUGGAACGCAUCAAUAACAGCGUGUUCGGUGAAGAUGAGGUGCCCGUUAUGCGAAUCGUCAUAUCUGACAGCGGACAAUUGUAACCUUAAAGAUGUACCAUGGCCUUGGUACACACGCCCGUGAACAAACAGCGAGUUCACUAUAGCCAUCAUCCUGAGCGCCUCGGUCUGUUUCCAAACUCAAUGAUGGAACGCCUUAGUUAUUGAACUGCAGCAACAUGAACUGUAGAGACUGCUAAUGCUGGUCUCGAACUACUCAUUCCCUAUGUAGCUGCCGCUUCUUUCGCAAUCUAUGGUGGAAGGCGGUUGUAGUUAUGUGCUCUUGACGAACGACAAUAAAGGCUGUCACGACAUAAAAAGUUGACAAAUUAGCGACAUUGCGUUUUCUCUC
Messenger RNA from Physcomitrium patens, 2128 nucleotides. RefSeq lists its product as uncharacterized. The record is from RefSeq and is a predicted model, not a curated record. Gene Ontology annotation, molecular function: cyclosporin A binding; peptidyl-prolyl cis-trans isomerase activity. Lineage: Eukaryota; Viridiplantae; Streptophyta; Bryopsida; Funariales; Funariaceae. Gene Ontology annotation, cellular component: cytoplasm. Gene Ontology annotation, biological process: protein folding; protein peptidyl-prolyl isomerization.